UAGCAAGAUGAAGCUCCUCUGCUGCAUCCUCUCGCUUCUCCUCCUCGCGUCCGUGGAACCAGCCAUCUCUUCCCUCGGGCACUUCGACAAAAUCUUCAGCUUCGGCGACACCUUCGCCGACACCGGAAAUGGCAGGAUCAUGAAUGCCAAGAACAAGGUCCCAUUCGACCCCACUGCCAAGCUUCCAUACGGCCAGACGUACUUUGGCAACGCCACGGGCCGCAGCACCGACGGCCGCCUCAUCAUCGACUUCAUCGCACAGAAGCUACGGCUGCCGUUGCUCACGCCGUCCCUGGCGAAGGACGGAGACUUCACCCAUGGUGCCAACUUCGCCAUCUCCGCCGCCACGGCUCUCAACGUCAGCUUCUUCAAAGAUAUCCCGAUUGCAGGUAUGCUUGCUCUGGACACCACCAUGAAGGUGCAGCUGCAGUUGUUCGAGUCGCUCAAGCCUUCGCUGUGCAGCCCUGCCGAAGCAUGCCCGUUGGACUUCUUCGACAAAUCACUCUUUUUCAUGGGAGAAUUUGGUGUCAACGAUUAUAGCUUCUCGAUUUUGGGAAUGCCCCUGGCGGACGUUUACUCCAUUGUCCCAAGCGUCGUCGGAAACAUCACCGAGGCCACCAAGAGGCUAAUCAACCACGGGGCGAAGACUGUGGUCGUACCCGGGAUCCCACCGUUGGGAUGCACGCCACCGAAUUUGUUCUUCUUCCCUAGUACCGACCCGGCAAGCUACGAGGAUGACACCGGGUGCCUGAAGGACUUCAACGACCUAGCCAAGCAUCACAACACCCAGCUGCAGGAGGCCCUGGAGAUCGUUCAGACAAAUAACCCAAGCGCCCUGGUCAUCUACGCCGAUUUCUUCACCCCAGUAAUCAGAAUGGUCAAGUAUCCUUGGAAAUUCGGGCUUGUCUCAGAUGUCCUGAGCUGCUGCUGCGGUGGAGGUGGGAAGUACAACUUCAACAUCAGCGCCGGUUGUGGCAUGCCCGGUGCGACAGUGUGCGACGACCCAUCUCAGUAUUUAUAUUGGGACGGACACUUCACGGAGGCGGCCCACAGAGUAAUCGCCAAAGGCUGGCUAAAGAAACUAAAGGUGCACAAUCACAUUAUAGACGCGGCCUACCGCUACCUGAACAUUGCCAAAGACUCGUCGUAAGCACCUGGGCAAACCCUAGCUAGCUAGUAGCUGUAAAGGGGUUAUAAUAAAAUGGGAUCCAUCAUCGAUGCAUGGAUUUGUAACCAUCUAGUUAAACACGUACCUGUGUUGUACGUUUCCUUUUUUAUGAACACUUUCUAAGUGGCCAAUAAAUAUGUACCUUGCUUUCGGAGGUGCUGGGUUCAUAAGAGGAUUUUUCAAUGCUUGAAAUGUUGGCA
Messenger RNA from Lolium rigidum, 1368 nucleotides. RefSeq names its product GDSL esterase/lipase At1g28590-like. The record is from RefSeq and is a predicted model, not a curated record. NCBI's taxonomy places the organism in Eukaryota, Viridiplantae, Streptophyta, Magnoliopsida, Poales, Poaceae. The transcript has 5 exons. The coding region runs from base 8 to 1150 and encodes 380 amino acids. Gene Ontology annotation, molecular function: hydrolase activity, acting on ester bonds.